This is a messenger RNA of Penicillium griseofulvum, 1059 nucleotides long. RefSeq names its product putative transcription initiation factor TFIID subunit 13. The record is from RefSeq and is a predicted model, not a curated record. Gene Ontology annotation, molecular function: protein heterodimerization activity. Gene Ontology annotation, biological process: transcription by RNA polymerase II; RNA polymerase II preinitiation complex assembly. NCBI's taxonomy places the organism in Eukaryota, Fungi, Ascomycota, Eurotiomycetes, Eurotiales, Aspergillaceae. Gene Ontology annotation, cellular component: transcription factor TFIID complex. The transcript is spliced from 2 exons. The coding region runs from base 1 to 1059 and encodes 352 amino acids.
AUGUCCGCCAACCGCACGGACCAUCCGCGCAAGCGGGUAUCGUUUUGCUUGCCGGGCGAGGCCCCAGAGCCGCUAUCUUCUUCUACGCCAACUCCGCGUGUCUUGUCAAAUUCAUACACUGGAUUGCAAACUCCGCCGUCAACUGUAACUUCAAACGCGCGCUUCCAGACUCCAGGCCCCAUCACGCCAACUCCAAACCGUGGCUUGCAAAUUCCAAAUACAUCCUCUCAGACUCCAAACACCGUCACACCAACUACAAACUCAUGCUUGCAAAACCCGAGCGAUUCCUCAUCGACUCAGAAGACUGACUCGUCCAAUCCGACUCGCAAUCCCUCGCGCCAGCCUAGCUCCCAACAUCUUGUUUCCCAGCUCUUGCCUAACUGGGAUUUCGAUGAGCAAAACACAGCAUUAAUCCGUGCCGGAUACGAACCUCAGUGGACUCCCAAGCCACUCGAUACAAGAACUACCCCAACCACAAAGGGCAAGAAAGGCUCUGCAACCAAGUCCGCCAUGGCUGAACCACGUGCACGUAUGGCCCGACACAAGGGUCAAAUGAACUUCCAGAAUGAGCUCCGCCUACUACUUCUCGCUUAUGGCGACCCCAGCCCACACCCAAGUUUCCCAAACGAACCACUCCCUGAGACAGUCCGUGUGUUGGACGAAAUUGUCACCGACUUCGUGCUGGAACUCAGCCACGGUGCCGCGCAAGUUGCGCAUCACGCCCGCCGACAGAAGAUCAAAGUUGAAGACUUCCGCUUCGCACUACGUCGCGACCCGAACAAGCUUGGCCGUGUCCAGGAGCUGCUGCGCAUGGAACGUGAAUUGAAGGAAGCCCGCAAGGCAUUUGACCAAAAUGAUGAUCAGGUUGCUAAGGAGGCUGGAAAGAAGGGUGCAGCCGCUGCCGCUGCUGCCGCUGCUGCUGGUGAGGAUCCUGUUGCAGCUGAAGCCGCUGCGGCUGCUACGGUCAAGAAGAGCAAGGGCAAGGGCAAGAGAGGUGUCCGCCGUGCUUCCGAUGCUACUGAGGAGUCGGUUCCAAAGAAGCGCAAGACCAAUCUCUGA